Molecule: messenger RNA, 1211 nt
Organism: Nicotiana tabacum (common tobacco)
Lineage: Eukaryota; Viridiplantae; Streptophyta; Magnoliopsida; Solanales; Solanaceae
Product: transcription factor bHLH106
Biological process (GO): regulation of DNA-templated transcription
Molecular function (GO): protein dimerization activity; DNA-binding transcription factor activity
Source: RefSeq, a predicted model, not a curated record
UCAACCAAAACGACCUCAACAAAGAAGAAACGACCAAAAAGAUAAAAGAGAAGAAGAAAAGUCCUAUCAAAACCCUAGACAUAAUCAUACAUCUUAUCCAAUCAUUUCCACUUAUUCCUUUCUCUAAAUUCCCACCGAAAGUUUCUCUUUAGAAUCCAAAAAACACCAUCAAUAUGCAACAAGAAAACAUGCUAGAAAACUUGGAUUUUUGCCAUCAUUUGACCCAAAAUAAAUCAAACGAGAAUAUGGGAGAAUAUGGUUUUGAUAUUCCAGCUAUCAAAAGCUUUUGUAGCUCAUCAUUUUACUCUCAAUCAGUGAAAUUUCAAGAAACUGUAGAGAGUAUUACUACUCCAGAGGCAAGAGCUAUUGCUGCUUCUAAGAAUCAUAAAGAAGCUGAAAGAAGAAGAAGAGAGAGGAUUAAUUCUCAUCUUGAUAGACUCAGAACCCUACUUUCCUGCAAUUCAAAGACAGAUAAAGCAUCUUUGCUAGCCAAAGUGGUUCAACGUGUGAGGGAGCUAAAACAACAGACUUCUGAAAUCAUGCAACUUGAUGAAACAAACUUCCCUUCUGAAACUGAUGAAAUCACAGUGCUAUCAUCAAAUGAUUGCUUAUCUGAUGGGAGAUUACUCAUUAAGGCUUCCCUUUGUUGCGAUGAUCGGUUCGAUCUCAUCCCUGACCUAAUCGAAACCCUAAAAUCACUCGGAUUGAGUCCUCUAAGAGCUGAAAUGGUCACAUUAGGAGGGAGAAUUCGUAAUGUGAUUGUAUUAGCUGUUGAUAAAGAUCAUAGUAGUGAUGAGUCUCUCUUGUUCUUAAGAGAUGCUUUGAGGUCUAUAGUACAACGUUCGAGUUAUGGUACUGGUGAACGGUCUAAAAGGCGAAGAGUAUUAGAUCAAGGAACAUCAAAUUACUAGGAUUUCACGAGGCGCAUCCAGAAUUUGACGAUUAUGAGUUCUUGUAUGGAUCAUAAGUUGAUAUAUCAAAUAAUUCUCGGUCCAAGAACUUAUGUUCUUUUUCAUGCAUGCUUUAUUUGGAUAGCAGCAUUGUUUUCUCAACGUUUAUACUAUAUAUUUUCUCGUGAGUAAUUUCUAUUGCGAGUUUGGAUGUGUAAUAGUAAUUAGUUAGGGUUUGUUUAGACCAACUUCAUGGAUGAAAUGUAAUUAUCGUUUCACUUGAUAUAAUUAACUCUGAUAUAAGCUUGCCAUUUUUUAUUA